AUGUAUAUGAACGAAGCUGAAUUCGAUAUUCCUGGAUGGUUAUCCGUAAGUAUCUACUACACGUUCGACUUUUUUUUAACAUUCUAUUUGGCACCAAACAAGUUUGCAUUUAUCUUCUCUGAGCCGGGUCUAAUCGAUAUCAUAACUUCUUUUCCCAUUCUCAUCAUCAUGAUCUGGAUGAAAGUGACAGGCAACGUCUCAUCCUGGAUCGUAAAGCUCCCAGCAUUUCGUAUUUAUAUCCUCCUUCCCUUCCAUCGUGUCCUCCUUCACUCCACUUCGCGUGAUUCGUUUAUUCCGCAUGUGGCAACGCCGCGAAAUCCUUCGAAUUCACAGCGCGUUUGUGGAUCAUCUCACUUACUUACUCCUCAAAUCAUUCAUUCUAUUCCUCUUUUUCUCAUCGUUGUUUCAGACUCUCGAGUACAGCGAGUGGGCUGCACAAGCUUUUUUGUGAUUACUUCCGCUCUGGGCGUCGGAUACGGCGAUGUCUAUCCCCGCACGCCUGCCGGCAAAGUUCUCCUCAUCGCGCUGUUCGCGAUGAUCAUCAUCUUCAUUCCUCGCAACGCCAUCCAGCUCUACCACCUCUGGCAAAGCGAGAACUCGACGCGGGAUCGAAGCCGGUUGCAGAACUCCGCGCACAAGCGACAUUUGAUUCUGACCGGGUAUUGCACGUACCGCGACGUUUUCUCCACGCUGGUCUAUCAGUGGCGCGAAGACUUCGUCGGAGACGAUUUCAUUCUGGCGGUGGUGACGCCGAAUUUAACAAUGAACGGGUUUCGACACAGUCCGUAUUGGAAGCAUCGGUUCGUGAUGCGAGUGCAGUUCUUCACCGGAUCCAACGAUCUGCUCCGCUGUAUGUUCAUGUCUGCGAGCGAUGUCAUCUACAUCCCCGAUCGCACCAAGGAUCUCGCUUCGCGCGAUAAAGAGACUGUGCUGGCUCUGGUGAGUCUCGAGAACUCCUAUAUCACCAACGUGCAGUAUCUCAACUACGUCGAAGGCCUUCCCAAAAAAGUACAAAAAUCGUGCCUUUUUUCGACGCAGGAUCAAAAGAAAAUCCGCGACCUGGCUCUCUACGCGUCCUCGGGACGCAAGCCCCACGUGGUGACCAGCAUCUUCUCGGGCGUGAUCGCCGUGCCUCAAUUCGUGCUCCCCGUCAAGAUCAAUCUUCCUUUAUCGCUGAAGCACGCGCUCGUGACCACGGAAUUGCUCUGUCCGGGGACCUACCCGCUCCUCCACAACCUCCUUCUCAUGCACACGCGCGACACGCACGAGCCCUUCUACACGAGCGCCGAGAAGACGCGGAUUUUAAUGAAAGGGAAGUACGGCGAUUCCAUCCGCGCCUCCACCAACACCGUCCAUCAAACUAUCAAGUACCUCUCUCUCUCUCUCCCGCUCCCUCUCAGCCAGCGAACGCCCGGCUACGUCAUCAACGUCCUGCACGAGAGCUCCUGGAAGAACGAGUACCGCCGCUCCCUCGCCAAAUCGCUCUUCACCGUCCCCCUCACCGACCUCCCGGCCAAGUCCCUCCUCUUCGGACAGUACUCCGUUUCCUCGUUUCCCCAUUCCCCUAGAGCCUCGAAGCUCAACGGUCCCAUGCAGAUCAACCCCGUCCUCACGCCUCUCCAGCUCGGCGACCGGCUCCAUCUCUUCGCCUCCAGCGCCGCCGCCGCCGCCGACGCGCUCGCCUGGCUCCAGAGCGACGCCGCCUUCGACUGCGCCUUCUCCGCCCGCCUCGGCGCGCCGCUCACCACGCGGGCAUUGCCCACCGCCCUCGCCUUGCUCACCAUCAUUCCCGAGCGCGAGGAGGACCCGCGGAACCCCCGCGCGCCCCGCGGGAGCGAGGAGAUCGCGCGCAGCCGCAGCCUCGGCGCGCUGCGGUGCGCGGAGGACGCGGACGAGAAACUGGCCGACAUGCCGCGCGAAGCGGAGAUUCCCGCGGAAAUCCCCGCGGAAAAGCCGUCCGGAGAGGCCGAGGAGGCCGCGGAGAGCGACUCGAUGGAUGCGAGUAUCCCCGCGGGGGAGGAAUCGGAGGUGAGCGAUUCCGCGGGAGUGAUCGAGUUGGAGCGGCUGCCGACGGCGGCCUCGGUGAACAUCACCUCGAGCGAUAUCCAGAUUAACCGCGGGAUGGUGCUGGACUCCUCGCUCUGGCCGCAGACCUCGCAUUUCUACGAGUCCAGCGACGAGGAUCUGGCCUCCCCCGCGGAACUCCGCGCGAAGCCCCGCACGGAAUCCCCGCGGGACCCGGUCGCGGAGGUUUCGUUGUCCGAGGAGGGGCUCACGGGAGGGUCGGAAGGCGGGCUCACGGGAGGGUUGGAGACGCCGCAGCACGUGCGCACGACGGGGUCGCUGGCGUUUCACAACGCGAAGAUGCGGCAGCGGGCGUUUCAUCAGCCGAUCCCGUACUCGCAGACGCUGUCGUCGCCCCUGUUCCCCCGCGGGGGAGGGGAGCACGCGGAGGGACAUCGCGUGGCGAGCCGCUUCGCGGUGGACGUUUCGCGGGUCGUGAUCUCGGUGGGUGGAUGA
Blastocystis hominis is the source of this 2520-nucleotide messenger RNA. RefSeq lists its product as hypothetical. The record is from RefSeq and is a predicted model, not a curated record. NCBI's taxonomy places the organism in Eukaryota, Bigyra, Opalinata, Blastocystidae. Bases 1 to 2520 code for a protein of 839 amino acids. The transcript is spliced from 13 exons.